GCUCCGGCAUGUAAUAAAGAACGUAAAGAACUAGCACGAAAUUCCAAAGAAAGAAUUUAACUCCAUUGCAUUAGUGAAUGAAUUUUUCUAAAUGAAGUGGUGUGCAUAAAAUAUCUGUUUUUUAUCGCUGAUAGUGACUAAUCAUUACUCAUUACCCAUGCGACUUUUAAAACCGCAAUGAGGUUACAAACGUCAUCACUACGACAGAACGUAAAUAAACCCUCAGUGAUGUUUUUCAAUUCCCAGAAAAGAGUGAAUCAAUUUCCCCACUAAGCACUAGACUCAUUACUCAUUAAAAUGUCGUUGUUUCCGGCCUACGACCUCACUGCUCCCUCCCAAUCCUCAGAGGUUGAAAUUGUCGACAGUCGAAAUGACGCAAUCUGGUUGAAGAACUCGAGCUUCCAACCGGAGAUCAUCCCCGGGUCUCGAGUAAUAUCGAUUUCCUCUGACUCCUCAGACGACGAGUUGUUCGAAAUCCCCGAGGAAAAAGCAGCACCAGUGAUUCCUCUGGAUUCAGACAUCGAGGAGCUUCACCAUUACUCCCCCCCUCCCGCAAAGAAACCCAAGAAAUCCAAGAAACACAAGUCGAGUAAGGAAGCAAAACCGAAAAUUAAAUACGAGCUAGUGGUUGAGAACGUCUACUUCGAUGACAGAGUCAGGGACAAGGGAAACUUGAGGGUAGACACGCUGUGUGCACGAGCGAGACCCCUGUACACUCGCUCCUACAAAACCCUGGGCUUCGUGUCCCUCAAAUACAAGAAAAAGCAGCUGUUGCGUCGAUAUUUCGCUCUGUCCCCCGAAGCAGCUAAAAAAUCCACCAAAAAAUUGAAAAGCGAGGCUCCACCCCCUCAGAAUGAUCCCCAGCUGUCCCCAGAGUUCCUCAGCACUCUCCAGCAAACCAAAGAGGAAGAAACGAAGCUGAAGAUCAAGGAGUUCAAUGAGCAGCUGUCGGAAGACCCUCAGAACAUCGACCUCUGGCUCCAAUACAUAAACUUCGAGGACCGAGACCAGAAUUUCGAGGUGUCCCCUCACAGCACAAAAGCAGAGACGGUGAAGUACCAGAGGAAACUGGCGAUAAUGGAGAAGGCGUUGGAGGGGAAUCCAGACUCUCCCCUUCUCCUCAAGUGCAAACUGAACUUUCUGAGUGAAUUAUCCCCAGCAGACCAGUACUCCUCCCAGCUGGAGCUCCUCAUCUCGAAGGAUCCUGGGAACCUGAUACUCUGGCAAGCCCUGAUAACCGCCACGAGGUCGUCAAUCGCCCUCUGCACAGCCCCCAAAGUCCUCGCUUUAUACUCGAACUGCUUCGCAAGCCUGCACUUGUGGUCCAGAUCCACUCCACAAUCCUACGACAGCAAUUUGCUCCAGAUGCUGUACCAGUGUCUGAUAUUCCUGAGGCAUGCAGGUCUCUGGGAGCAGAUGUGGGAGACCCUGAGGAUGCUCUUGACCCUGAACCUGGGAGUAACCAGGGAUUCGAAGAAUUUCAAGGGUUCGAUCGACGAGAAGAAGCUGAUUGGAAUGGAGGAGGUCAUUCUGACGUCUCAACUGCCUCUAAAUCAAUUGUGGCUUCGAGUGGAGCUCCUCAGGGAGAAUUGCCACUGGACGACUGUUCAGAAGGAAGAUGUGGAGCUAAUUGGUGACUCCCACAGGUUUAUCUCCCCCGAAGACGUCACUGAAUUCGUCCAUCCGUUAUUGUCAACAGGGUCUAAUUUUAGACUGGGUAUUUACGCACUUCUGGCACUUAAGGUUCCCCUUCUACCCACGAGACACGUGAUUCUCGAGGAGCUGGGGAUGGACGAGUGCAACUGGAGCAUUGACUCUGCUGAGAGCCUCUUGCCAAUGCUGUUUCCUUGUGUGGGUGAGGUCGCUGGACAUCGGGAGAGGAUUUGUUUGCUGAAGGGAUUGAUUGAGGGGGGAAUUACGAGUGGACCUCAGUACUUGAAGUAUCACCCUGCCCAAGAGGGCUUUGUGGAUUUCAUUCGAGAUGCAUUCAGAAUUAUCGCUGAGAGAUUGAAUCUCGAGGAGAAGAAUCAGAUAUACGUCUGGUGGAUGAGGCUGGAGAGGAGUUUGGUGGGGGUCCAGAAGGCCGAGGGGAUACGAAAUGAGAAAAGUAUUAAAAAGCUGAAGGGGAUUCUCAAAGAGUUCUUGAAGAGGGAGGAGAAUAGAAAUAACUUGGAUUUUUAUAGGGAAUAUGCUGUCAUUGAGAGGGAGAUGGGGAGGUGGGAGAAUUGUAUGAGUAUUCUGGAGACUGCUAUUGAGAGCAGGGGGAAUGUGAUAUUAGAUAUUAAAAAUGUGGCCGAGCAGAGAUCUGUAUUGAGUCUUUAUAGAACUCUUGUUGAGUGUCUGCUGGAUACGAGGACUUGGGACGUGAAUAAUAAGAUUAGGAUCAUGAAGAUUUUCGCGCGGAUGUCUUCUGGGGCGUCUGAAGGAGAACAAAUACGCGGGACUGAGGAGUAUUUGAAGGAUUCUUGCGAGGAAUUUAUCAACGCUCCAGGUGGCCUUGAUGCCGGAUUAGGCAAAUAUUUUCAACCUAAUUUCUAUUGUGAUGCAGUCAUGUGUUAUGUUUACUUGUUGUACGUUGGUGGGAGGGAUUUCGAAGAAAUUCACACGCUCUUUGAGAGGUGUAUCGAGAGGUCAAGGGAAAAUCGAUAUCUGGAGGAGGUUUUCUGCGAGGGGGAAUUAAUAUUCAAGCAGAUGGCCGGGGAGCACAGGGGGAGGAGACUUGAUGAUUUGAAGGGGAGCUUGGAUAGUGCUUUGAAGAAAUUUCCUGAUAAUUUCUAUAUGCUGUCGAUGUCUUCCGCUGUUGAGAGUGAACUUCCAAACUGGUGCGUUCGAACGUCGAUCUCAACGAAACGCCUCUGGCCUGCCAUCUCCAUGUGUCUAUCAGGCAGAGCACGUCUCAACUCCAAAGUCUGUCAAAAAGAUGCCAUAGCCAGAACUGCAGCACUCAACAAAUUGCUCCACUUCCACAAAAGACUCUCAAAAAUACCUGAAAUUCGAUGCUGCCCUUUGAUAUGGAGACUGUACAUGCUGUUACUGCGAGAACAAAAUCUCUGUGAGAAGAAGGGGGAGGAGGUUUAUCACGAGAGUGUGGCAUCAUGCCCCUGGGCUAGAUGCAUUUACAUUGACGCUGCUGAGAUAGCACCUCAACUUCUCACACAAAUUCAGGAUGUUAUCAAAGAGAAAGAUUUACGAAUGCAUGUCACACCUGAAGAGCUCGAUAUUCUCAGGGGAUGAAGUAUAUUCAAGCUUUACAAUUUUCAUGAAGAAGUGGAACUGUUUCCAAUGAGUGUAUUUUCUUGUUGUAAUGAAUUCUGUAAAAAAUCGAGAAGAAUUGAUAAAUAUUUGUUAUUGAA
This is a messenger RNA of Diachasma alloeum, 3353 nucleotides long. RefSeq names its product protein NRDE2 homolog. The transcript is spliced from 4 exons. Lineage: Eukaryota; Metazoa; Arthropoda; Insecta; Hymenoptera; Braconidae. Gene Ontology annotation, molecular function: protein binding. The record is from RefSeq and is a predicted model, not a curated record. Gene Ontology annotation, cellular component: catalytic step 2 spliceosome. Gene Ontology annotation, biological process: regulatory ncRNA-mediated post-transcriptional gene silencing; negative regulation of RNA catabolic process. Bases 298 to 3234 code for a protein of 978 amino acids.